AAGCGAUGGAGAGGAGGGGAGAAGGGUUUGCGGAUGAAGAAACAUGAGAAGAAGUUGAAUUACGACGAACGAAUUCGAUGGAAACUCAGCUAAUUUAAAUCGACCUGGAGCAGAAGAAAGUUAAACAUUUUUAAAAGCAGUUUUCAUCCAUCCCCCUGAAACAGCGCGCCUGGGGCUGGGGUCAGACGCAGCGGUCCCAGCGCAGCGGAUACUAACGUGCAGCUGAAAGUUAUAGGUUGUUGCUAAAACCAGUGAUUCCGGGAAGCUUUAUGAGGAGAAAGGGAAAUGCGAUGCGAGCUGGCAGUUAGACUUUAGGCGGAUCCGCAGGCGAGCGCGUCGCGCCGAUCAGACUCCGCCGCCGCAGAAGUUGGCUGAGUUUUCGCUGCGGAGUCACCCUCCCGUCCCGCUGUCGGGAUGGGGGCCGCGCCGGGUUGGGAGGAGGGCGAACUGCAGUUUAAGCUGGUGUUCGAGGAGGACCCGCCGCCCCCAGCGCGGGGCCCGAGGGAGCAGAGCCCCGCAGACAGGACGGACAGCGCCCGGCACCCGGACCCGAACCGAAGCAGCGAUGGCUGUCAGGGUGCUGCUCACACUGCUCAGCCAAUCAGCAUCCCCACCGGACCGCCGCCAGCCAAUCACAGAGCAGGGAUGCACUCGCCGCCCCCCCGGCGGGCGGUGGGGAGGGAGUGCAGCGGGACGUACGAGAGCCUGCCGGCGCGCUCCGUGCAGGUGUCAGAGUCCCGCAUCCUGGAGUGCCCGAGCAUCCAGAUCACCACCAUCUCCCCCGAGGAGGAGUGCGGCCCGGCGGGCGGCGGCUGCUGGGACGGGAGCGGCUGGGACAGGGAUCGGCUCUACCUGCCCCUGCUGGACCCCUUCUGCUACCGGGAGGGGCUGACAGGGGGCGGGUCCCUCAGCGCCAGCCCCGCCUCCAGCCCCUCCUCCCGAGGCUGGCUGAGCCCCGCCUCCAGCUGUGACUCGCUCCUGGUGGAGGAGGAGGACCUGAGUGAAGCCACCGCCCAGUUCUGCCUGUCCCCCUCCUCCCGGCCCACCUCCCCCGGGGGCAAGAAGCGCAGGAACUCCCCGCUGCCCUCCCCCAGCACCUCCCGGCGGGGCAGUUACUCUGAGGAGUACCCCUGCCCCCUGGACAGCGGAGACUCCGCCCUCAGUAACCAGGCCCCGCCCAGCGGCCUGGAUCUCAACAUUCCACAGAAGACCAGGAAGACGUCGCUGGAGCAGGUGUCCCCGCGGGAGGCGGAGCUGGAGCAGGCCCCGCCCCCAGGCUCACCCUGCGGCCUAUCAGACACGCUGCAGCCCCGGAGAGACGUGGGGAUGGACUACCUGUCUGUGCCCCCCCCUCUGGCCUGGGGGAGGAGCCGCGCCAGCGCACACAGCCCGCUGUUCCGAUCUACUGCUCUGCCACCUCUUGAUUGGCCGCUGCCAUCCCAGUUUGACCAAUACGAGCUGCGGCUGGAGGUGCAGCCCCGCCCACAUCAUCGUGCUCACUAUGAAACGGAGGGAAGCCGGGGGGCGGUCAAAGCCGCGCCUAGCGGCCAUCCGGUCGUCAAGCUCCUGGGUUACUCGGAGAGGCAGCCCCUCUCUCUGCAGGUGUUUGUGGGAACAGCUGAUGACCGAUCCAUCCGGCCUCAUCCCUUCUACCAGAUACACAGGGUGACAGGGAAGAUGGUUGGCACUGCCAGUCAGGAGAGUGUCCAGGCUGGGACCAAACUGCUGGACAUUCCACUCAACCCCGAGAACAACAUGACCGCACUCAUUGACUGCGCAGGCAUUCUGAAGCUGCGUAACUCGGACAUCGAGCUGCGUAAGGGAGAGACAGACGUGGGGCGUAAGAACACGCGUGUGCGCCUGGUGUUCCGCACACACAUCCCGCUGGCCCCGCCCCUGGCCCCGCCCCUGGCCACGCCCGGCCGCGUGCUCGCCCUGCAGGUGGCCUCUCUGCCCAUCGAGUGCUCUCAGCGCUCUGCUCAGGAGUUGCCGGUGGUCGAGUCAAUCAGCCUAUCAGCCUGCUCCGUGGAAGGGGGGGAGGAGCUUCUGCUGGGCGGAGCCAAUUUUCUGCCCACGUCCCGAGUGCUGUUCAUGGAGAGAGGGACAGAUGGAAAGCUGCAGUGGGAAGAAGAGGCUUAUGUGGACCGAGAGAAAAGCAGUGAGUGCUUGCUGUGCGUGCGGGUCCCAGCGUACAGCGAUGUGUCUGUUAGUCGGCCGGUCUCCGUCUGUCUCUACGUCUCCAACGCGAAGAGGAAGCGGAGCAGCACUCACUGCUUCAAGUACCUGCCAGCCAUGUUUAAACAGGAGGACCCUCUCACCCUGUGCCGCCCCCCCAUGUCGCCCCUGUGUGCGGGGGGAGACUCUGAGGAGGGAGGGCUGAGAGUGAGACAGGCCUUCCCCCAGCCCUCGUACCCCCCCGACCCCCCGCACAGCUGCCCCGCCCAGGGCUACCAGGAGGACUACUGCCCAAAGGGGGAGGGGCUGGAGGAGGGAGUGGAGAGGGGGGCGCUGUCUGAGAAGCACCCCAGUUUCGAGAGCCUAGAGCUGGGCUUCACAGAGCUGCUGCCCCCCCUGUAUCCCCGAAACCCGCAGCCCCCCUCCCCCUGCCCGUGGCUGGACUCCCCGUACCUCUCCUCCUCCCCCUCCCCCUCCGGCGCCUCCCUUAGCCCCUUCCCGGCAGGCAGUCCCAUGGCCUCCUCGCCCCUGCCCCCCCAACCCCACUGCCCUUACCCACAAUCCCCCUACCCCCAGGACAUCUGCCCCUCCCCACCCCACCACCCCGCUCCCUACCACGACUUCUAUCCCACAUCUUACCCCCAGUAUGAGGGCUGGGAGCCCCAGGGUGGGGGCUCUGGAGAAAGGUGUACCCCAGGAUUGGGACCUUCGGCUGGGGUGAAGAUGCAAGAAAGUCCCCUGGAUUUUGCAGGCCCGUCUCCCAUACACCACAUCACUCUGGAGGAAGUGAAUGAGUUCAUUGGAGAGGACAUGUCUUUCGGUCAGCCCCACAGCAGGCCGUGAGCAGGAGUGAGCGGGGUGCGUCUGAAGGAGGCUGCGUUUGCUGUGCUGCAGGGCGGGGCACUGGGGCGGGCAGCAGUACAAGUAGGCACUGCCCCUGGGAGG
This is a messenger RNA of Megalops cyprinoides (Indo-Pacific tarpon), 3120 nucleotides long. It is a transcript of the gene nfatc4, whose product is annotated as nuclear factor of activated T cells 4. Gene Ontology annotation, cellular component: transcription regulator complex. The transcript is spliced from 13 exons. The record is from RefSeq and is a predicted model, not a curated record. Lineage: Eukaryota; Metazoa; Chordata; Actinopteri; Elopiformes; Megalopidae. The coding region runs from base 415 to 3018 and encodes 867 amino acids. Gene Ontology annotation, biological process: calcineurin-NFAT signaling cascade; regulation of transcription by RNA polymerase II; cytokine production. Gene Ontology annotation, molecular function: RNA polymerase II cis-regulatory region sequence-specific DNA binding; DNA-binding transcription factor activity, RNA polymerase II-specific; transcription factor binding.